UUGCCGGGUGAUAUCACGUGAAGUCGAUCGUGAAGUCAAUUUCUGGAAGAAAUUUUGGGGGGAAAUUCGAGAUUUUUUUAUAUUGAGUCACGUGGUAGUGUCUUCCCAUGAUUCCAGCGCAAACUAUUGUCCAAAUUCAAUAUGGCGUCCAAUGGGAAGUGGGAAGUAGUUGGUAAAGGUGGAAAGAAAAGGGCUUCUAAUGAAGGGAAGAAGAACAAAGUCAAGGCGUCUGAUAUACCUAAAGCAGAGAUUGUCAACCCGUUGGCAGAAUCAAAAACAAUUUACCAGGCAUUUAAACACCCUAAAGUUCCUGCAACUGAUGUUGGUAAUGGACAUGUGAAACAUGCGUUGGAUGUCACAGAGGAGCUUCCAGCAGUGGUACUCGCAGAAAAAGUCCCUGAACAGGCUCCUGAAAUAAAGAAACUUAGUGCUGGUAUCAUCGGUGGUAAGAAAAAAACAGCAUCAACCAAACCGCAGAAGACAGAUGAAGAAUUACUCCAAGAGGCGCUAUCAAAGGUGGACCUUGAUGAGCUGACUGCAAUGCUAACUAACCUGGAGUCAUCCUUCCCAAGUAACCCAUCUAUUUGGUUAACUGAUAUCGCUGCACACCUUCAGCUCAAGCUUAAAGGUGUUCCUCAAAGAGACCCUGUGUUUGAGGGCAAACCAGCAGACUACCCCAUGUGCUUGGUGCCUGCUCAAUUGAAGACAUUUUUCUUUGACCUGUUGAAGAAAUGCACAGAGCCAACACUGAAACUUAUCUACCAGCGUUCGGCUGAAAACAUGGUGCAGGAACUCAGCAAAGGUUCUUCUGCUUAUGGUGACCAGAUCAUGUUGCAAUUUAUUGUACAGCGCCAGCCACAAAUCACCGUGGAAAAUUUAAAGGAGGUACAGGAGAUGCUUGUAGCUCGCAAGACUCGCACACGUGAAGCUCUAGCUUUGAUGUGGUGUGCAGGGCAGUUACCACAAAAGGACCUAUCUCAGGGCUUAGCAGUGUGGAUGGAAGUUAUGCUGCCUCAGUUAAGUGUAAAACACCUGACAAAGUAUUCCAUUUCUUAUCUUGAAAAUCUCCUAAGCAUCCAUCCAAAAGCAAAUCUCAGCAGGAAACAGGCAGUCUUGCUGAUCUACAGUAGCAGCAUUGUCUUAAUCAAUGACUAUGUUCUGAGCUGCCUCGUGAUGUGCUUGGAAAAAGAUGAAGAUUGUUUCACAAAAUGGGAGAGCAGCUAUUUAGCGACCUUACAACAAUCAGGACUGUUGUUAAAUCAUCUUCUAAACACGUGGGAUUCAUUAACUAAGGGUGUUAAGAGCAAGCUCUUUGAUACCGUUGAAGUUUUUCGAAGUAAAAACGACCCUCUUUUGGAAAGCAACAAAGCAAAGGUCGGGCUGGACAGGUGUGUGAAAGCUUGCCAGGCCAUAAAGCAAAAGAAGGCUUGCAAGCGUUCGUUCUUUUCCUUCGGAAAACUCCUCAAGUUAGUUUUGUUGUUGUUAAUAGCAGCUGUUGCUUUUGACGUCUACAAACACAAAGGAUACAAAGCGAGCAAAACAGCACAGAUUGCAAAGGAUUAUGGAAUAGAACAGGCAGCAUUAACAGGAUAUGGACAAGCAAAGAAUGGAUUCGAUGUUGCAAACAGCUGGGUUCAAACGAACUAUCCGACGUACUACAGCAAGUUUAGAGAGCACGCCGACCCAGUGGCUACGUUUGUCUGGGAAAAGCUCAAAAUUGUUGGAGCGUUCAUCGCAGAAACAACCAAACCAGCGAGAGAUUAUCUUAACGUCAAAAUACCACAGCUUUUAGAAAAGAUUGAAACCGAGGGCCCCGUGUAUCUUGGUAUAGUUCGCGACCAUUUAAAACACGUGUGGGACAAGUGUUGGCCUGUGGUGUAUAAAUACCUGAUUAUAGUUUGGGAUUUCCUGUCGGAACAUGUUCCAAUCCUCCUCGCCAAGGCACAGGAGCUUUUAACAAACCUUGCAUAUAAGAUUUACGAACUCGCCCCAGACUUUUUCUCGGCUGUGGCGUCAUGGUUCGCGAAGCUUGGCGAAAAGAUCGUCGAGAAGCUGCCUGAUGUAUUGGCUGUGAUUCAGGAAUACGUCAUCAUAGCUGUCAAUCUAGCUGUCAAUCUAAUCCACAGUGCGGUGGAGUGGGUGCAGAAUAUGGCUGGAAGUUCUGAGGUGCAAGACACAGUUCAUCAAAAAUCAACAAUGGCCGGAUCAUCAAAACCCGUACCACAAUAAAUCCAGUAACUGCCCGCAUCAAGGGACCGUGUGACUGCGUUGAAAUUUUCACUCUACCGUCUUUUGUCACUGACAACACUUGGGUCGUGAAACAAUGCUUGUUUAUACAAUCUUUGAAAUUUGCAGACAUGAAAACCUUUGCCAGUAUUUUUGUCAAAGGUCAAAGGAUUCAUCAUUUUAUUUGAUUCACCUCACACAAUACUGAGUUCUCUAGAAUAAACUACGCCCAAUUUCUUGUUGCG
Messenger RNA from Orbicella faveolata, 2471 nucleotides. Its product is annotated as transmembrane protein 214-B-like. The record is from RefSeq and is a predicted model, not a curated record. NCBI's taxonomy places the organism in Eukaryota, Metazoa, Cnidaria, Anthozoa, Scleractinia, Merulinidae. Gene Ontology annotation, cellular component: endoplasmic reticulum; Golgi apparatus.